AUAUAGUCAUUUCCUCUUACGUCAUUGACAGCGAUCGAUAGAAUCGAUAGAAUCCAAAUCUCCUGAAAAUGGUGGUGUCACUGAAUAAUAUUCGUCUUUAUCUUUCCCAGGGGACUUAUGUCAAACACCAGCAGGCUUCGAAACAUUUCAAGCGGAGUGUUAGGGCCGCUGCUGGGAACUUCUGUCUUCGUGAAGAGGUCCUGUACCAUGGGAACAGAAGGGUCAUUUUGACAGAGGAGGAGAAAGUGGCUGUGUUAAUCGAAGCCCAUGCAGGCCAUUUUGGACCACGGAGGAUGCAAGCGAAGAUUGCUCCCCGGUUUUAUUGGCGGUCCAUCACACAGGACACAUUGGAUUGGGUGCGCACAUGUCCUGACUGCCAGCGCUUUGAAAAGUUAAAGACCGAGGCGCCUGAGCUGAAGCCCGUCAAGGUCGUAUCACCUUGGUACAUGGUUGGUGUGGACCUCUUUGGACCUGUGAAAAAGUCGUCUAAGGGGAACAGAUAUUGUCUCACUUUGACCGAUUAUUUCACCAAGUGGGUUGAAGGAAGAACAUUCCCAAAAAAGACAGCAGCCAAUGUAAAGGAGGCCUUGAGGGACAUUUUCUUUACUCAUGGUUUGCCUGAAGUUAUCCUCACUGACCAGGGCACUGAAUUCAAGAAAGAGAGUUAUGGAGGUUCUUCCAAACAAUAUGGUUAGGCUGGAGACCCUGGAUGGAAAGCCCAAGCAUAUGAUGACCACGUAUGCAUCACUGAAACCUCUGCGCCCGAGGACUCACCCUGGCUGGCCAAAGGAUUCCCCUUCAGCCCCUGUGCUUCCAGGAGAUGCUGAAAUGCUGACUUCAUCAUCGGAGGAGGAAACUGAGUGUCAUUGUUUCAUGGACCAUACAUAUGCUGGCCCCACAUCACCCUGGAAAAAGGAGCUGCACCCCGACCAGAAACAACUGCUCGAGUAUGUUUUGGCCUGCGAUCGUCCAGCUACGGAGCUGAUCGUUAAAGAGGGAGGGGUGUGUUUAACCCAAGAAGAGUUUUGGUCUCUCGGGUUGUCCAGAGACAUGGACUCCACGAUUGGAGAUGCUUGCCUCCAGCUGGUUCAGGAAGCUGCUCAGAGACAUGGCAAAGAUGUCUUCAUUGCCAACAUGUAUAUUGUGCCAACGUGGAAGCACAAAGACGUCGAUCCAAUGUCAAGCCUUCCAAGGGAUGCACAUCUAAAGGAUGCACUCCUCUUCCCAGCGUUGAGCAAGCACAACGGUCCAGAGCAUUACCUUCUCUGUGUGUUGAGGCCGGCAAAGAGAGAAAUUCUCUUGCUGGACUCUCAGUUUGCCCUUUGGCCAUCUAGUUUUGGUGAUGAGGUGUACAGAGCCAUCUCUAGGUCCCUUUAUAAUAAUCCUGGCCACAGUUCCAUUUUGGCCACUUUUUGUUCCAGCCAUGUUCUGGUUUUGGCUAUGGUUCUGUUCUAGUCAUCUUUCCCUUCCCCGCUAUGCUCAUGUUUUAGACAUGUUCUUCUUUCGGCUAUGUUCCCAUUCUAGCCAUGUUCCAGUGGUGUGCAACAGGGGUCCCCAACCACAGAGUCAUGGACCAGUACUGGUGAAACGUGAUUUUGUUCAUGCUUUGGCAGUGUUCUAAUAGAAUUUUCACUUGUUUAUUUACAAUUUGUCUUCAUGUUUUAAUAUGCCAAGUGGCUUAUUGCAUUUUAUUUUAUUCACAUUUGGCUUUUUUACUGCAGGAGCAUUGCACAGCACAUCGUCCCAGGAAGCUGGAGUGAGCUCACUGGAAAAGACAUGCAGUAUUACCAGGAGAUCCCACGCCAGACCUCGGGGAAUGACUGUGGUGUUUUCAUGCUCAUGUACUCCCUCUGGCUCUGUACGGACACUACUUUUCACUACAGUGUGCUGGACAUGCAGUCAAUCCGGCAUUGGUGGUGUGUCCUUCUAAUGGAGCGCUUUGGCAUUGAAGGGUAGGACAACUUCUUGAAAUAUCUGAUGUAUUGUUUAUCAUGAUUAGUAACUGCCUGUGAUGAGGUGGCGACUUGUCCAGGGUGUACCCUGCCUUCCGCCCGAAUGCAGCUGAAAUAGGCUACAGCGACCCCAAAAAGGGACAAGCGGUAGAAAAUGGAUGGCUGGAUGGAUUAGUAACUGUAAUCUGAAGAGCUUUUCUUCAAUUUCCCCAAAGGCAUGGCCAGAGGUUCUGUUAUUGGACAGACAAGGCGAGCGGCCUAUUGCAGGGCAUUCUUCAGCCAGUCUUUAGGGUAUCCAGAAACUCAGUCCAGGCCAUUGACUGCGUCAUCAAAGAAUAACUGAAUACAGUACUGGUAUGCCACGACACAAAAGUGAAUAAAUUGUAUCAUACCUAUGUUGCUCCAUAAAAAAAAUGAUUGGAGAAAUAUGUAAGCUGGGGGAAAAAAUAACUGGUUCAAAAAUUAUAAUAUAAUAACCUUUAUUGGUUUGUACCUUGAUGUGGUUUAAGAGCUUUUCACUAUACCAUGUCUACUUCUGAGGUGACCACCACUUGUGAUUAUAAUUGACGCUUUGUCCUUUAUCUGUGUUCCCCAUUCUUUAGGUGCAGCUCGCGCAAUGUUUGGAACAAAA
Messenger RNA from Entelurus aequoreus (snake pipefish), 2583 nucleotides. RefSeq lists its product as uncharacterized. NCBI's taxonomy places the organism in Eukaryota, Metazoa, Chordata, Actinopteri, Syngnathiformes, Syngnathidae. The record is from RefSeq and is a predicted model, not a curated record. The transcript is spliced from 16 exons. Bases 610 to 1455 code for a protein of 281 amino acids.